Messenger RNA from Closterium sp. NIES-67, 970 nucleotides. Lineage: Eukaryota; Viridiplantae; Streptophyta; Zygnematophyceae; Desmidiales; Closteriaceae. The record is from the annotation of a GenBank genome assembly.
UCUGAUCCCGCUUCGCUCACCGUGGUAGGCGAGGAGUGAUUUGCCUCGUUAAUGCAAUGGCGACUUUAGGAGUUGCUUUCGUCGGGUCAUGCACGCAAUCACCCCUCGGAACCUGUGUCACUUCCCAGUCAAAAGUCUCAAACAGCUGGCAACAGCUUACUUCUCCCCGCGUUUUCCUUAGCGCCACGGCUCUCCGGCAUCGUGCGCAGAAACUCCCGCUUCCUGCUCGUUCCGUUUCGCAACAAUGGAAUGGCAGACCGUACGUUCGAGUAUCAGUGGCGAAUGCAGGCAUUUGUAUCGCGUCUACUUCUGUCGGAGACGUGAACGAGGCGAUUAAGGACGCCGCUAAGGAGGGUGACGUGUCAAUUGUGAAGCAGCUACUGGCGGGCGGAAAUGUCGACAUUAAUCUGCCUAGCGCUGAGCGAUCCGGCUGGACAGCUCUGCACCUGGCGGCUUUCUAUGAGCAUCCAGAGAUCGUCCAGGUGCUUCUGGCUGCCGGUGCUGACACCGAGGCUCGGAACGGCACCGGGAACACUGCACUUCAGUUCGCAUGCCUGAAGGGCAACUUGGACAUUGCUCGCAUGCUAUUGGACGCUGGCGCUGACCUGUAUGCCACCAGCGACGACAAGGGCAACGCUCUCGAAUAUGCUCAAGAGUGGGGAACUGAAGAAAUGGUUGACUUCCUCCUUGUUCGUGCGGCGACAGAACAUAAUCAAGAAUGAAGUAGUCUCCUUAGUUUCUCCAUUGUCGCUGGUCUGUGACGUAACGUGCUAUUUCCAGAUCCGUGAACAGUGUGGCUACAACUAUGGCGGCAGGUAAUAAUGAUGCACUGGUGUUGUGCCUGGUAGCUUUUAUUGGGCUGAGAAAAAGCCCUUAGGAUCUUUUCAGAGACUAAGUCCCGGCUGUGAAGACUUGAGACUUUGAGUAGUGCAGCGGAAGUUGAGACGGUUGAACCCUUGUACUAGUAUGU